This is a messenger RNA of Aspergillus puulaauensis, 534 nucleotides long. Its product is annotated as MscL family protein. Gene Ontology annotation, molecular function: mechanosensitive monoatomic ion channel activity. The record is from RefSeq and is a predicted model, not a curated record. NCBI's taxonomy places the organism in Eukaryota, Fungi, Ascomycota, Eurotiomycetes, Eurotiales, Aspergillaceae. Bases 1 to 534 code for a protein of 177 amino acids. The transcript is spliced from 4 exons. Gene Ontology annotation, biological process: intracellular water homeostasis; monoatomic ion transport.
AUGCGCGGCCUCGGAGAGAGCACAGAAACAAUCAGGCGCGUCAGCCACGACGCCGGAGAACACGUCCACCGCGCCUGGCAGGGAUUCAUCGACUUCGCAGCGCGCGACAACGUCCUCGAAGUCGCGUUGGGUUUGAUCAUCGCGCAGGCCUUCACGGGCGUCGUCAACUCGUUUAUUUCGGAUGUCGUUCUCCCCAUCGUUUCGCUUCUGCCGUUUAUUAUGAAGAAUAUGGAUGAGAAGUUUGCGAUUUUGUCAAAGGGCCCGCAUUAUCGUGAGUGGAGGGGGUAUAACACCCUGGAGCAGGCGCGGGACGACGGGGCGCUUGUUUUGGCGUAUGGUGUCUUUCUGGAAAAGGCUAUCAAUUUUCUCGGUAUCAGCUUGACCUUGUAUGCGCUGGCGCAGUUGUACAUGGUCAUCUCGCAUGAUAAGAUCGUUAAGCGGCAGAUCAAGUGUAAGUACUGCCUCAAGUGGAUCAGUGAUAAGGCGCUACGAUGUGCAAACUGUUCGACUUGGCAGGAUGGGAGGGAGGACUGA